Messenger RNA from Vicia villosa (hairy vetch), 1293 nucleotides. Its product is annotated as stemmadenine O-acetyltransferase-like. The transcript has a single exon. Lineage: Eukaryota; Viridiplantae; Streptophyta; Magnoliopsida; Fabales; Fabaceae. Bases 1 to 1293 code for a protein of 430 amino acids. The record is from RefSeq and is a predicted model, not a curated record.
AUGGAGAUUGAAAGAGUUUCUAGAGAAACCAUCAAACCUUCAUCACCAACUCCUUGUCACCUUAGAAUAUAUCCACUUUCUUUUAUAGAUAACAUGUUUGUUUGUAAUGUUCCACUACUCUUGUUUUACAACCCAGACAAGAGUAAUGACCAAUUUUCAAAAAUAUCACAACUCAAAAGAUCAUUAUCUCAUGUUCUAUCCAAAUACUAUAUUUUUGCUGGCAGGUUGAAAGAUAGAAUUACUAUUGAAUGUGAAGAUCAAGGUGUGCCGUUUUUGGUGACAAAGAUAACAAAUAAACUAUCAGAUAUCCUCCAACACCCAGAAGAAAAAUUGUUGAACUCUUUGUUCGCUGACGGGUUGCAAUGGAAAGACGCAGAUUCGAGUGUUGCUUUAGUAGCCAUUCAAAUUAAUUGUUUUGAAUGUGGAGGAAUGGCUAUAAGUAUUUGCAUGAAUCACAGAUGUGGAGAUGCUUCCACACUUAUUAAUUUCAUGAAGGAAUGGGCUAUCAUCAAUAAAAAAUUACAAGAAGAAGAAAAUGGAGAAGAAUUAUUAAUAGUACCAUUUCCUUUACUUGAGGGAGGAGCUUCAAUUUUCCCACAAAAAAACUUACCUAUUUUCCCACAAUCUGUUCUUAAUAGACAAAAGAAUAUGAUAGGUAAACGAUUUGUAUUUCAACCAAAAAUAAUUAAUUUUCUCAAGGAAUUGGCAAGUUCUAGUUAUGUACUUUAUCCCUCGCGAGUCCUAGUUGUAAAAGCUUGGAUUUACAAGCACGCGGUUUCAUCAAUGGGAUUAAAUUUCAAGACAUCGUCGUUUCAAAUGGCCGUAGAUCUUCGCAAAAGAAUGAUACCUCCGUUGUCUGAAAAGUGUGUGGGAAAUAUAGUUUGGAUGUCAUCUAUGAUCGCUGAUAAGGAGGAAAUGGAGUUGAAAGAUGUAGUAUGCAAAAUCAAACAAGGGUUGUGUGAAUUUUGUGACAUUUAUCCAAAAUUAUUUGGAGGGAAUAAUUUUUCGUUGUUAUCCGAGUUCAUGAAUAAAAUUAUUGAUCUCAAAUCUAAGAAAAAAGAUGGGAUUGGUUUUAGUAGUUGGUGUAAUUUUGCAGUAUAUGAAGUAGAUUUUGGAUGGGGAAAACCAACAUGGGUUACUACUUGUGGUUGUCCUUGGAAGAAUUUCGUAAUUCUGAUGGAUAGAAAAGAUGGAAACGGGAUUGAUGCAAUAGUGAGCUUGGAAGAGAAUCAUAUGACUAAAUUUGAGCAUGAAUAUGUGGAGCUUCUUCGAUAUGCUUCUCCUAAGUUGUGA